AUGUUUGAAACAACCUUCACCCUAAAACACACCACGCCCGUCCCGCCGCGGAUGUCGCGCGAGCACGUCCUGAGCCUCCUCCACGACCCGGAGCACCACAUCAAGUGCGACCCGAACAUGAAGACCUUUAUCGGCACGACGCCCAAGGUCCUCUCCGAGCUGCCCGACGACGUGACCCCGCUGGCCCCGACGGUCUGCUACAGCGUGACGGACGCCGUGCCGACCCCCGUGCUGUCCAAGGUCUGGGAGCGCGAGUCCGACAGCCACUACCAGUUCACCUUCACCGCGGACGGCUGCUUCGUGCACACGGACUGUCCGCUGGGCGUGGUGCUGGAGACGCGGUGGACGGUGAGGGAUGCCAAGGACGGCGGGCUGGAGCUGGAGGAGGUCGCGGAGGUGAAGUGCUCGAAGCUCUGGGCGAGUCUUGUGAGGGGCCAGUUGGAGAAGAACUGGAAGGAUUAUCAUAAGGCGUUUUUAGAGAUCUGA
This is a messenger RNA of Colletotrichum karsti, 486 nucleotides long. RefSeq lists its product as uncharacterized. The coding region runs from base 1 to 486 and encodes 161 amino acids. The record is from RefSeq and is a predicted model, not a curated record. The transcript has a single exon. Lineage: Eukaryota; Fungi; Ascomycota; Sordariomycetes; Glomerellales; Glomerellaceae.